CUCCCCCCGCCCGAGUUACAACCGGUUCGUGCCGGCACCGGCCGCCGCCCCGCCCCGCACCGCCGCACCGUACCGCGCCGGGGAUGCGGGGCUGCCCCGGCUCGCCCCGGGGCCGGCUCCCGCCCCCCGCCCCGCCGGCCGCCCGCUGCUGCCGGCGCGGGGCGCAGGUAGAGUUGCCACGUGAAGGUACAUUUGUAGGGAGCUGAAGGACUUUUGUGUCAUCAUCUGGCAAAGGAGAUAAAAUUGUUGAGAAUCACAUGUCUGGUUAGUGACAGAGCCAGGAGCAGAACAUGGAUUUUGUGAUCAUCGCUUCGGCAGAUUGCUCCCUCUAGAGAGGGAGGGCAGGUUCUGCCUGUACAUCUGCACUCAUCUGACAAGAUGGUAUUUCGGAAACCACCAGAUGGUGGCUGGGGCUGGGUGAUUGUUGUCGUUUCCUUCUUUACUCAGUUCUUGUGUUACGGAUCACCGCUGGCGGUGGGAGUCUUGUAUUUAGAAUGGCUGGAUGCUUUUGGCGAAGGGAAAGGCAAGACUGCUUGGGUUGGAUCACUAGCAAACGGAAUCGGAUUGCUUGCCAGUCCUGUCUGCAGUAUAUGUGUGUCAUCUUUUGGAGCAAGACCAGUAGCAAUUUUCAGUGGUUUUAUGGUGGCCGGGGGCCUCAUGAUGAGCAGUUUUGCACCUAACAUAUACUUUCUAUAUAUUUCAUAUGGGAUUGUUGUUGGGCUGGGAUGUGGCCUUUUGUAUACCGCAACAGUUACCAUCACUUGCCACUAUUUUGACAAACGCAGAGGCCUUGCACUUGGUCUGAUUUCAACAGGCUCGAGUGUUGGACUCUUUAUAUAUGCAGCAUUGCAAAGAGAGCUUAUUGAUCUAUAUGGACUGGAUGGUUGUCUGCUAAUAGUUGGUGCACUGUCUCUAAACAUAUUAGCAUGUGGCAGCCUAAUGAGGCCACUGGAGUCAUCUGAUUCCCCUCCACCAGAAAAAACAUGUGUAGACAAAGUCCCAGAUCAAUAUUUUGUUUACCAUGAAAAAGAAAAGACUGUUGAAGAAAAUAUAAGCAUCCUUGAAAAGGGCUACGUUGAUGAAAAAUGUGCAAACAAUAUACCUGAUUACAAACAGGAUAGCAUUUUAAAUAAGAAUGUAUUAAGCUCAAUAAAUGUAAAUGAGAAAGACACUUAUAAAAAGAAAGUUGUAGAACAGACAAACUUCUGCAAGCAACUCGCCAAAAGGAAGUGGCAGCUCUAUGUGAACUACUGGGAAGAAACCGUGGUUCUUUUUAAGAACAAAGUAUUUUCAGCUCUCUUUGUUGCCAUCUUGCUCUUUGAUAUUGGUGGAUUUCCUCCUUCUCUCCUCAUGGAAGAUGUAGCAAGAAGCGCAAACAUUAAUGAAGAUGACUAUCACAUGCCCCUUAUUUCCAUUAUAGGCAUUAUGACCACUGUUGGCAAACUUACUUUAGGAAUACUUGCAGAUUUUAAGUGGGUUAACACUUUAUAUCUGUAUGUAACUACCCUACUAAUGACAGGAGUGGCCUUGUUUGCAAUUCCAUUUGCCAAAAGUUACCUUACACUAGCGAUGCUUUCUGGGAUUUUGGGGUUUCUCACUGGGAACUGGUCAAUUUUUCCGUAUGUAACAACAAAGACUGUGGGAAUUGAGAAACUGACUCAUGCAUAUGGGAUACUGAUGUUCUUUGCUGGGCUUGGAAAUAGCCUCGGACCACCAAUUGUAGGUUGGUUUUACGACUGGACACAGGAGUAUGACACUGCAUUCUACUUCAGUGGCUUUUGUGUCUUACUGGGUGGAUUUCUUCUGCUGUUGGCAGCGUUACCCUGCUGGAAUGCCUGUACCAAUCCGAGCGCAAAGCUGCCUCCAAAUACUUACUCCUACAAGGUUGCAUCUAGUGCUUAGGUGACAACUGGAAAACACUUUGUGCUUUUUUAUAUUAUAUAGCAAAGUAUUUUAGUAAUUUUCCACUUAUUUAUAAAGCCCACAAAUCCUCUUCCACUAGAAAAAUUUCGUUGUUGCUUGUUGUUCAGUUUCUUUUUCUUUUCAUUUUUUAUUUUAUUUUUAAGAACAGUCUUAUUUUAUCUACUGUGUACUGUGUUUUCAGCCUUUGUCUACUGUAAUUUCCUUUCACCCUGUAAGGGGUAUAUUCUGCUGUAUUAUCAGCUGUACUUGUUUUUUUAAGGGGAGUGGUGCAGAGGGAUGAAAACGUCAAAGCAAAAAUGAAGGCCUGUUCCUUACUGGAGAAGGUUGGCAUUUCCGUCACCUUUUAUAGGUCUCCGAGUUGCACAAUCAGACUUUACGAAACAAAAAUUUGCCUUAUUAGAAUGUAAUACUGUGACAAGGUGCUUAUAACAUCAUGCUUAGAUUAACUUUUUGUCUUUUUAAAAUUUCUCCAAGUAACAAUGAAGUGCCAGUUGGGGGAGGGAGAAGAGGGGGAAUAAAACCAACCUUGUAUUGCAUAACUGAAAUUAAAUUUAUGAUGAAAGUAAAGAUUCUUACUACCACUGCAGCUAAGAACUAUGUUUAUAAAUAUUGCACAUUUUGUGAAGUCUGUUUAUAAAACUGUUGAACCAAAACCUUUUAAACCAAGGAAUAAAUAUGAUUAUUGAAAACAUGAAAAGAAAUGUU
This is a messenger RNA of Phalacrocorax carbo (great cormorant), 2628 nucleotides long. Lineage: Eukaryota; Metazoa; Chordata; Aves; Suliformes; Phalacrocoracidae. The record is from RefSeq and is a predicted model, not a curated record.